AUGGUCAGCUCCUGUUGUGGCUCUGUCUGCUCUGACCAGGGCUGUGAUCAAGGCCUCUCCCAGGAGACCUGUUGCCAACCCAGCUGCUGUCAGACCACCUGCUGCAGAACCACCUGCUGCCAACCCAGCUGCUGUCAGACCACCUGCUGCAGGCCAACUUGCUGCAUCUCCAGCUGCUGCCGACCUUCCUGCUGCGGUUCUAGCAGCUGUGGCUCCAGCUGCUGCAGGCCAACCUGCUGCAUCUCCAGCUGCUGCCGCCCAGUCUGCUGCCAGACCACCUGCUGCCGCCCCACCUGUGUGUCCAGCUGCUGUAGGCCCCAGUGCAGCCAGUCUGUGUGCUGCCAGCCCACCUGCUGCAAGCCCAGCUGCUGUGUAUCCAGCUGCUGCCGUUCGUCUGGGUGA
Messenger RNA from Orycteropus afer afer, 402 nucleotides. Lineage: Eukaryota; Metazoa; Chordata; Mammalia; Tubulidentata; Orycteropodidae. The record is from RefSeq and is a predicted model, not a curated record.